Molecule: messenger RNA, 4190 nt
Organism: Xyrauchen texanus (razorback sucker)
Lineage: Eukaryota; Metazoa; Chordata; Actinopteri; Cypriniformes; Catostomidae
Gene: spryd7b
Product: SPRY domain containing 7b
Exons: 5
Coding region: 2586-3176 (196 amino acids)
Molecular function (GO): protein binding
Source: RefSeq, a predicted model, not a curated record
AGGGAAAAAAUCAUCAUGAAAGCUUGUCGGAGACAUGACAGAUCAAUACAACUCCCAUCACAUGACAAGCUUCUGCAUCCUCUGCAUUACGUGCACGUAUAUGCUAUUUAAGAAAAAAAAAAAAUAGUCUUUUGCUCAUGUAUCAGGGCGAGAAUGCCACGAGUCUACAUUAGAUAAUAAAAACAAACUGCAUGACAAAACUCGCAUGACAAACUGUUUUGGAGUUUCCGCGUAAAAUAGCGAUUCCGUGGAGAAGCAGGACACGAUUAAGCCCUCUGCAACUAAAUAUGGUAGUUCAGAUUGCCUGGUGAUGAAGAUUUCUGAGUGCAGUAGUAUUUCAUUUUUAAUUGCCCACGUAAGAGCUCUCGUGCUGGAAUAUCCAAGGACCUUUCCAACAAACGUCAAGGUAAUGAUUUAUUAAAGAACGAAAGAAACGCGCCAUCGAGUUAUCAAAAACGUUUGAGUUUCCCUGUAUGCCUGGGUCCGGUUGUCAAGUUACUGUAACAGUUGUGGCAGCAGCAAUUGGACCGAAACGCACUAGCUGCUUGGGCAGUGUGCAGCGCAAUCGAGGCUCUUGUUGCUGUGCAGACUUCGCCCUUUCCAAAUGGGAAAUUUUAACUAGUUCAGGUCAAGUCAUCAAGUCUAAGCAUUUAAAAGAAAUACUCAAGAGAGAUUUUGAUCAAUGCAACCAGUCGUAGCAUAUAUUUCAGUGCCGAAAUCAGCAUAAGGUCCGCGUGGCAAGGUGCUUUUGCACAUUCGAAUCGUUGGAUACUCGUUUUGGCCAGUGCCAAAGAAAUGAAGAGGAUCCCAUCAUCCUUGGAUGGGGUUACUGAGGGGGUGAACUCUCACAGAUCAGCGUUUCUCUACACAGAUUACGUCAAUAUUAGCGUUAAACACAUCUAUGCCCAGUUCAACGGUUAAAUGAAUAACUACUUCAUAUUAUGGAUCUCAUGGGAACAUGUCCUGCUGACAUACACAGACAUUCUGAAAGCACGUCUUUUUUUAACCUGCGAUCUAUAAACACAGAUCAGUAUGUUUUCUUCCACAACGAUGAUCCUUCAUCACGCCACUUCAGGCGCAUAUGCCCGUGCCAUGUGUCGGGGUCUUGACGCAUCGAUAACCAAUCGCUACUGAGUCACGUGUCAAAAUAUUUUGACCUCGAUUUUUCUUCCCCUGUUUCCAUGCCAUCAGGAAGAGUGAGGCGUCAGCUUCGCUCAAUGGUCCAAUCAGGGACGAAACCCCAAGCAGUGACGUAAUUGGCCAGUAUAGAGGCAACCAUGAGCGAAGCGUAGAAAUUAUUAAUACGAUUUUAUAAGACCAAAAAAAAAUAAAAACAAAGAGAGAAAAAAAGCCUAAUUUCAAAAGGGGGCACACACAUAUAUAAAGGUACAAAAAUAUAAAAAUUACCCAAAACUAGAUCAUUAUCACGGAAUUUUCUCUUUUCUGUGAAGAUCAAAGUCGCAAUACAAACAUUUUAGAAUUAAGUUUGAAUUGAGUUAGGGUCACUUCACUUUAUAAUCAUAUAAAUAACGUUUAAAGGUAUUGUCUAACUCUUUAUUAGGCAGAAUGGCAAUUAAAGCAUGAGACUUAUGAAACUCAUCAGAUGUUGAUUCUAUUGGUCAGAUACAGUAAGGACCUAAAUAAGAAUUAUCGUUUGACGAAAAAUUUGAAAUGUUAAUUAAUUCUUGCCUAGUGUCUUUAUUCCCUAUCAUAAAUCUCCUUGUCCUUCCUCUUUUUCUAUUUACUACUUAUGUUUAUCAAGGUAGUUUUGUCUUACGGUGUUGUAAUGUUCCCUGUUUUGUUAUGUAAAUGUGCAAUAAUAAUAAUAAUAACCCUGUUCACUGUGUAUUUUCAAUUCAUUGCCUGUUAAAUUAUCUCAGAGUCAUUAUUCGGGUGUAAAAUAUUGUCCAGACUCUAACCCCACAGAAACGCAUUAACAAAUGGUGCCUGUGACGUUUCUCAGCACUGAUCAAUAUAGACCAAUCACAGUAGUCUGUGAUUGCCGGAUAAGUUUUGUUUUAAACAUAAUUUUAUGGCGAUUGCAGAGGCUUAUUUCUAUUAUUAUCUCGUGUUCAAAACACUGAGAUUGAUAGAGUGAAAUUAAUAUAUUGUGUAGUGUACGUACGCAUUCAAAAAGAUUUUAGACCAAAGCCCAAGAUCUCUGAUUAGACUUCGCUGCACUCCCUCAGAAACCAAUUACAGCCUUAAUGUACUUAAUUAACAGUGCUUUUAUUCUCUUAUGUUCAUAAUGUCAUGUUAAAUGCAUAUUUUAUUUUAUAUUGUAUAGUGUAGGACCCUAUAUUGUUAUUAUAGUUUUUUAUUUUAUUUGAUUCAUUACAUGGCACCUUAUUUUAAUUCUAUCUUAUCAUUAUUAUUUGUCUUGUCAUUAUCUGUUUUGUGUAUUAAUGCUUUGGCAAUAUUGUAUGUAAACACAAUCAUGCCAAUAAAGUACUUUUAAAUUGAAAAUGGACUUUCUGAGCCGGUGAGCGCCCCCUUGAGGCGUCUCAUGGGAAACAUUUACUGACGCCUCAUGAUUUUCCCUGGGAUCCGUUUGCAACUGCACUUCCGGUGAUCUCAGUUCUAUAAUGGCUGCAAUGUUUACGUGUUGUAUGGGCUGCUGUGGGCAUGGCGGUCCGGGUCAUGCUCCCCUCAAAGAAAUGCCCACCGUACAGCUAGACACGCAUCAAAUGGGGACGGAUGUGGUCAUAGUGAAAAGUGGGAGGCGGAUCUGUGGAACUGGAGCUUGCCUCGCCACCGCCCCUCUACACCAGAACAAGAGCUACUUUGAGUUCAAAAUCCAGUCCACGGGCAUAUGGGGGAUUGGUGUGGCUACUCAGAAGGUGAAUCUAAACCAGGUGCCAAUGGGUCGAGACAGUAACAGCUUAGUGCUAAGACAUGAUGGCUCCAUAUACCACAACAAUGAAGAGAAGAACCGAUUACCUGCAAACAGCCUGCCUCAGGAGGGGGAUGUAGUGGGCCUGACAUAUGACCAUGUGGAACUGAACCUGUACUUGAAUGGAAAGAACAUGCAUUGUCCAGCCUCAGGUAUUCGAGGGACAGUGUUCCCAGUAGUUUAUGUGGAUGACAGUGCCAUCGUAGACUGCCAGUUCAGUGAUUUCUACCAUCCUCCUCCUGAAGGCUUUGAAAAGAUUCUGUUUGAACAGCAGAUCUUCUGAAUAUUCAGCUACAGUAUGUGUGCAUUGCCACACAUAGUCAUCUCUCUUUCAAUGUUGCUUCUGCCUUUGCUGUUACUAAUGCUGCUGUUGUCUAUGGACAACAAACAAGUGUAAGAGAGAAGCUCUAACCCAGAUAACACCACAUACGCACAGAAGACACUUACUGAUAUCAAUUUUCUGUAAUGGGUGAUAAAGGUGUGUAUUGAUUAACUGCUUAUCUUUUUAUUUAAUAUCUGGGUACAGUGAUCAGCAGUUGAUCUGGUUUGUGGUAUUUUGUAAAUCUUUCUUUGGUUGAAAUUAUUAAUUUGUUGUUGACAUUUUAUAUAUACUCCCAUAUCAACUCUCUUGAAUGAAAGGCCUGUUUGUAUUGAUUUUGGUGCGUUUGUUAAUGUCAUUGCCCUUUAGCUGAACUAGGCAUGUGUUUCAUCACUUCCUGUUGAUAAAGUGCUACCUAUAACAGCAGUUUACUGUAUUUUUCUACGUGCAAUUUUAUCCCUACCGUUUGUGAUCUUGUCUGUUGCACAUAAUAAUUAAGUGACUUAAGCUGGACAGGCUACAGUUUUAAAUGUCCACCAAGACAUGGAUGAAUGAACUAAUUUGGGUAUUAUUUCACACUACAGAUUAGACCUUGUUGGUCCAUUCAUUCUUGUGGAAUUCCAUGUGUACUUUUUUGUAGUUCUGUUCAUUAAACAUGAUCAAUUUUGAAGUUUGUACAUGUAGAAAUUUGUACAAGUACAACUUGGGCUCUUAUCUUAUAAAAACCCUUAAUCUUUGUUGAACUACGAACAAGUUAGUCAUGAUCUUCAUUUUGCAUUGAAAUUUUAUUGUUUCAAAUGUUUUGCUUCAAAGUAGAUUCACCAUCAAAUGUAAUCCUGCUAUUCUAUAACUAUUGUCUUGUAAAAAUGUUCAUGCAUACCCAAAGGCAAUGUACUUUUGAGAAAACAUGCUCUGAUAUAAGGGUGUAUCCUACAAUACGUGUCUUUUUUGCCCCCCCCCCCCCCAUUAUCUCUGUAC